This is a messenger RNA of Peromyscus californicus insignis, 3716 nucleotides long. It is a transcript of the gene Pidd1, whose product is annotated as p53-induced death domain protein 1. Gene Ontology annotation, biological process: signal transduction; apoptotic process; DNA damage response. The transcript is spliced from 16 exons. The record is from RefSeq and is a predicted model, not a curated record. Lineage: Eukaryota; Metazoa; Chordata; Mammalia; Rodentia; Cricetidae. The coding region runs from base 442 to 3183 and encodes 913 amino acids. Gene Ontology annotation, molecular function: protein binding.
GUACAGGGUUCCCGCAGGAAGCCCUUGGUGCUAGCUGCACAAACUUUCAGAGUUCUAGCUUCUAACAAGGAGUGCGAUAAUUCCCUAAAGUUCUCCCAAAAAAUUGCUGCCUUAGAAUGUACUUUGGACCCAGACUAUAUAGUGCUACAGCAGGUCUGGGGUUAUGAAGGUCUGAAGCAGUGAGUUUUCCAUGCGCAACGUCUAGUACCGGCAACUGAACAGGAGGUGGGAGUCAGAGUCCCAGGGUGCUCCUACUGGCCAGCCGGGAAGGGCGGAGCCCGAGCCGCUGCCCGCCCGCCCGGAAGCGCGCCGGCGGGAAGCCGGCGUGGAGCGCGCCUGAUCUGGCGCGGAGAUCAUCGUGGCAGCUUCCUUCAGCCUUGCCUGAGCAGGCUUGCUUGGCAAGCUGGGACAUGUCUGGUCCCCGAGGACCUUCCAUGGGUGAUGGCUGCAGUGUUGGAGGGGCUGCAGCCGGAGGAAACUGCUGCAGAGGAUGCUGCAAGACCCGCUGUGGAGGCUGUGGAUUCCAGGCCUGGGGCACCUUUUCUCCUGGCUGGGAACCAGUUGAACUUGGACAUACGCCCAGGGGGCUGCCAUCGGCUGCAAUACCUGUGUUCCCAGCAGCCCCCACAGCUGCUGCAGGUGGAGUUCUUGCGACUCAGUACCCACGAGGACCCUCGACUGCUAGAUGACACCCUAGCCCAGGUUCCGUGGAGUCUGUUGCGCCUUCGCUCCCUGGUCCUCAAAGGGGGCCAGAGCCGGGGUGCCCUGGGUGCCUGCCUUCACGGUACCCUGACCACUCUGCCUGCUGGCCUGAGUGACUUGGUCUGCCUGGCCCACUUGGACCUGAGCUUCAACAGGCUGGAGACGCUGCCGACCUGCAUCCUGGAACUGCGCGGCUUGCAUUCCUUGCUGCUUUCUCACAAUUGUCUGUCAGAGCUGCCCGAAGCCCUGGGGGCCCUGCCCACCCUUACCUUCCUCUCUGUGACACACAACUGCCUCGAGAGGCUGCCUACAACACUGGGGUCGCUGUCCACCCUUCAGCGUCUUGAUCUCUCAGAGAACCUUCUAGACACCAUACCCUCUGAGAUUGGAGACCUGAGCAGCCUCAGUGAACUCAAUCUGGCCUCCAACCGACUGCAGAACCUCCCAGCCUCCCUUGCGGGCCUGCGGUCCCUGCGGCUCCUUGUUCUGCACAGCAACCUCCUGACCUCAGUGCCCACUGGCCUGGCCCACCUGCCACUGAUCUCUCGGCUUGAUCUGAGGGACAACCAGCUCCGGGACCUGCCUGCUGAGCUACUCGACGCUCCCUUUGUGCGCCUGCAGGGGAACCCUCUGGGUGAAGCCUCUGCAGCACCCCUAAGUCCCCCAGACAUAUCCCGGAUUCCAGAAAUGCCCAGGCUAUUCCUUACCUCGGAUUUGGACAGCUUCCUUGUGACUCCCCACGGCUGUUCUGUGACCCUGGCCUGUGGUGUCCGCCUACAGUUCCCAGCAGGAGCCACCACCACACCUAUCACCAUCCACUAUCGACUGUGGCUGCCGGAGCCCCACCUGGUCUCUCUGGGACCUCACGACUUCCUGCUUAGUGGUGUUCUGGAGCUGCAGCCCCAUGGGGUGGCUUUCCAGCAGGAUGUGAGCUUAUGGCUGCUCUUCGUCCCCCCACGAGUCCGUCGCUGCCGUGAGGUAGUUGUGAGGACACGGAGUGACAAUAGCUGGAAUGACCUAGAGACCCACCUGGAGGAAGAGGCACCCAAGAGGCUCUGGGCUCGAUGCCAGGUGCCCCACUUCUCCUGGUUCCUUGUCGUUUUACGCCCAGUAUCCAACACUUGCCUGUUGCCACCAGAGGGAGCACUUCUGUGCUCCUCAGGUCAUCCUGGGGUCAAAGUCACCUUUCCCUCCGGGGCCACAGAAGAGCCUCGGCAAGUCACCAUGCAGGUAGUGCAUAUGGCUGGUGUAGAGCUGAGAGCUCUCCUGGAAGAAGCAGAGGCGUCGGUGAGUCCUCUGCUGUGCCUCUCGCAGAGCGGCCCCCCCAGCUUCCUACACCCCGUCACUGUGCAGUUACCCUUGCCCCCCGGUGUUACAGGUUUCAGUCUGGACCGCUCCCACCUGCAUCUGCUGUACCGGACACCUUCGACAACCACCUGGGACGACAUCACCACUCAGGUGGCAUUGGAACUCACUCACCUGUAUGCACGCUUCCAGGUCACACACUUCUCCUGGUACUGGCUCUGGUAUACCACCAAAAGCUGUGUGGGGGGCCUGGCCCGGAAGGCCUGGGAACGGCUGCGCCUGCACCGCGUGAACCUCAUCGCACUACAAAGGCGCCGGGACCCGGAGCAGGUCCUGCUACAGUGUCUGCCCCGGAACAAGGUGGAUGCCACCCUUUGUCGGCUGCUGGAUCGGUACCGCGGCCCCGAACCCUCUGAUACUGUGGAGAUGUUUGAGGGUGAGAAGUUCUUUGCAGCCUUUGAGCGGGGCAUUGAUGUAGAUGCUGACCGUCCAGACUGUGUGGAUGGCAGGAUCUGCUUUGUUUUCUAUUCACACCUGAAGAAUGUAAAGGAGGUGUACAUCACCACAACCUUGGACCGGGAAGCUCAGGCUGUUCGAGGCCAGGUGUCCUUUUAUCGGGGUUCACUUCCCACGGAGGUGCCUCAAGAAGCUGAGGCUGCCCGGCAGAGGAAGGGCACAGAUGCACUGUGGAUGGCCACCUUGCCCAUCAAGCUUCCGAGACUCCGGGGGCCCCAGGGAAGUGGGCAGGGGACUGACUUCUCCCUGAUGCCUCUGAACCUGGGUGAUGCGGAAACUGGUUUCCUGACUCAGAGCAACCUGCUGAGUGUGGCCUCACGCCUAGGUCCUGACUGGCCGGCUGUGGCCCUGCACCUAGGCAUGCCCUACCGUGAACUGCAGCGUAUCCGGCAUGAAUUCAGGGAUGAUCUGGAUGGGCAGAUCCGCCACAUGCUCUUCUCCUGGGCUGAGCGCCAGGCUGGACAGCCCGGGGCUGUGGGACACUUGGUACAGGCCCUGGAACAGAGUGACCGGCAGGAUGUGGCUGAAGAAGUGCGUGCCAUCUUGGAGCUUGGCCGCCACAAGUAUCAGGACAGCAUCCGGCGCACAGGGCUGGCCCCUGAGGACUCCACUCUGCCUGGCACCUCGUCUUCACAGACCCCAGAGUCUGCCCAGGCCUAGGCUCAGACUUAAGCUGGCCUUUGACUUGCCUUGACAAGUAGGCAGAGCCCCCUUCCCUAUCCUUCUACCUCAUCUGUGUGGUACAAGUGUCCCAUCAUACAAAAUCUCAUGGUUUUGAAAGCUUGGUUUAUUUACUUUUUGAGACAGGUCUUACUGUCUAGCCCAAGCUAGCCUCCAACUCCCAGUGCACCUCAGAGAUUGAUUUACUUAUAGGGUAGAGGGCAGGGGUGCCUAAGUGAUCUGAAGCCGAGUCCCUGAGUGUGCCCACAUUUCCUACCAUGCUAAGUCCUCCCGUUACGAUGAGGGCAGAGAAGGCCUGGAGAGAGGGCUCAGCGGUUAACAGCACUGGCUGCUCUUUCAGGGGACCCAGUUUCAAUUCUCAGCACCUACAUGGUAGCUCACAACAGUCUGUAACUCAAGUUCCAGAGGAUCAGACACCUUCCUCUGGCUUCCACAGCACCAGGUACACGUGGUGCACAGACAUGCACGCAGGCAAAACAUCCAUAUACAUAAAAUAAAAGCUAUUUAUUGUG